Messenger RNA from Ipomoea nil (Japanese morning glory), 504 nucleotides. RefSeq lists its product as uncharacterized. The coding region runs from base 1 to 504 and encodes 167 amino acids. NCBI's taxonomy places the organism in Eukaryota, Viridiplantae, Streptophyta, Magnoliopsida, Solanales, Convolvulaceae. The transcript has a single exon. The record is from RefSeq and is a predicted model, not a curated record.
AUGGCCUUCAAGAUACCGGGCGACUUCAAGUUCCCGGAGCAAGCCACGUUCGACGGGUCGGGCGACCCACGAGAACAUCUACUGAGUUACCAAGCUAAGAUGCAAGUUUUUGGGGUACGGGACCCGGUCAUGUGCCGCGCCUUCUUACCCACGCUCAAGGGGUCCGCGCAGAGAUGGCUUGUGGCGCAACCCCCAGGGUCGAUUCACAGUUUUGAGGAACUUGCAGAUCGCUUCAUGAGCCACUAUGCCGCCAACAUCAAGCCACAGAAGGACCUGACGCACUUAGGCGACAUCCACCAGGACGAGGGUGAGUCUUUAAAAACCUAUUUAGCCCGCUGGCAAAAGGAGAUCCAGUCAAUAGAGGAAGUGGAGGACCAAACGGCACUCACUUUCUUCAUUGAAUCUUUGCGGUCCGGCCAGCUGUACCGAGACCUAAGGGACAAUCGCCCGGCAACGUACGCGGAAGCUAUCCAGAUGGCCAACAAGAGAGCCAACACGGAAUAG